Molecule: messenger RNA, 2685 nt
Organism: Suillus subalutaceus
Lineage: Eukaryota; Fungi; Basidiomycota; Agaricomycetes; Boletales; Suillaceae
Exons: 7
Coding region: 1-2685 (894 amino acids)
Biological process (GO): protein phosphorylation
Molecular function (GO): ATP binding; protein kinase activity
Source: RefSeq, a predicted model, not a curated record
AUGUCUAAGGGGACGCUCCAUCGAUAUCUUGAUGGUAAGAUACGGGAUGACAAGUACCUCCUGCUGUAUAACGUGGCGAACGGCCUACACUACUUACAUUCGGAAUCUGUGGUGCACGGAGACCUCACGAGUAUGAAUGUGUUGAUCGACGAGAAAGGUCAAGCGUGCCUCGCUGAUUUUGGGUUGUCAUCCAUGGUCAAGAUAGGUGAAGAUUUCGAAUACCUCCGUCCCCACGUGAAACAGCAUGGAGCUUUCAGUUGGUCAGCACCUGAAUUAAUCAGUUUCGAUGGAGAUGAAGAUGAAGAUGGAGUUAAGGGUUACGAGAGAUAUAUGCCAUCUCCUUCAAGUGACAUGUAUUCUUAUGGCUGCAUCAUGUUUGAGGUUCUUUCCGGCAAAGUUCCUAAGGUGACGCUCAGGUGUGCCAUGGAAGGAAAGACACCUGAGCGUCCACAAGCCGUGCGGGAUGAGGAUUGGAUAUUUAUAUUACAAUGUUGGCUGUCGCUCCCAUCCCUUCGACCUGUCGCAUCGCAAGCACUUAAAUUCGCUGGAACUCUAGCUCACCCGUCCAUCCCCACAGAAUCUGCCGAGACGUCCAGUCAAGCUUCAAUAUACACUGCACAUCUUGAUGACGCAAACGUCUACAACUUAUCUUCACUGGUACCUUCACAUACGCAGCCGGCAUUUUUGAACCCUGAAGCAUGCUGGAAAUCGGUUCAUAAGCUGGCGAAAGCACUCCUUGACCUAUUCAAAAAAACUAUCCGAGGGGACCAGCGUCUCCUUAAUGAUGCCAUCCAGCUGUACCAUGUUUCCCUCGCCACACUCCCACCCACUCCCAUACCUUCUUCACUCCACGAAGUUAUUGCGGCCAUCCCUCAGAUUGGCACUGGGCGAAGAGAUGAUGAGAAUUCGGAUGCAAUUGAACGCCUUCGCCUUCGCAUGGAAUCGGUCGAUGUCAACGAUCCCUUUCAUUUCACGGGUUCCAGCUACCUUAGCCUUGUCGAUAUAGCCAGGCACAUAACAGACAAAGGUUCAGAUUCCAUUUCCAGCGCCAAAAUUUGGUACAGAAAAUCCUUCGGUGAUACCAUCAGUGGUGUAUUAUGCCGCUUACAGAUAGCGCUGGCGUGUGCCCGGAUCGCCGAAAAGGUUAAGGGGGAGGAUAAGUUCAGGCUUGAGGCAUACGAAAUGUCUCUCCAGCUAUUGCAAUCACAUAUAUCUGCAACGCCCACCCUGACAUGGGCGGUGGAGCAUCUCUCGACUUCUCUUGCAGUCGAUGCGGCAGCGACGGCACUGGGUAUAAAACAAGUGAACAAAGCUGUGGAGUUGUUGGAGUGGGGGAGAGAGCUACUGUGGACAUAUAUCGCGCGGUCUCGCACCAGCAAAAAAGAAGAGGAACAGGAGGAGAAAAAGCAAAAGGAACAGGAGAAGGAGAAGGACCAAGAAGAAGAUGGUAAAAAGAUCUCGAAAGUGGAGCAACUGAACUUGCUUGUGAGUGGUGUACUAGACACCUCACAAGAAACUUCCAGCCACAAAAGCGCCGUCGUGCCUAAUGCAAAAGUACACGAAAUACGGGAGGCGGAGGGUACACCACGCUCACAUCCUCAAAUAUCUGAUCUGCUGAAAGCAACGCAGGAUGGCCCGGUGGUCAUGCUCAUCGCAAGCAGACGAUCAUGUGAUGCUAUCAUCGUAUCCAACGCGUACCCCAAGCCGCUUCAUGUACAGCUGGAGAUAACCUUCAGCUGUCUCGCAGAGUUGUCGACUACUUUCCAAGCUUGCACCUCUUCAGUGUCAGAAGACCCUGACUCGGUAGAAGACAAGCUGAAAGAGAUACUCUGCUGCCUGUGGUAUGAUGUUGUGGUUCCGGUGAUCGCUCAGUUGAAAGAGAAAAUUCCACCGGGGCGUAACUCUCGAAUAUGGUGGUGCCCCACUUCGGUUUUCUCCACCUUGCCGGUGCAUGCGGCAGGGGAUUACACUGUGGAAGGGGAACAAUUGCCACAGCAGUACGUUUCAUCCUACACUUCCUCUAUCUCGUCACUAGUUCGCGCUCGCAAUUGCGCGGACCAUCCUGUGUCAUCUUCGAAGUUUGCUGCAAUUUACCAAGCAAAACCACUUGAAAAUGACGAAGGGAAGGAAGUUGAAUAUCCUGCGAUCGAAUUCGCAGAAAUGGAGCCUGAGAUGGUGAAACGCAACUUACCCCCGUCACUCUUCUUCACAAGAUUCCCCGAUGCAACAAAGGAGGACGCUGUUGAGGCCUUCAAAGACCAUGGAUGGUUCCAUCUGGUAGCUUAUGCUACACAGAAUGCUUAUCAACCAUUUAAUUCCUCCUUUUUAAUGCGCGACGGCUUGCUGUCGCUUCCCGACAUCCCCCUGGCCUGCUCUGAGCCAAAGGAGUUUGCCUUCCUUUCUGCGAGACCAGUUGGAUCACGGUUCAGAUGGAUGCAGAACGAGACUACCCAGUUUGCUGCUGGGUUGCAAUUUUCUGGAUUCAAAAGCGUUAUCGGAACAAUGGGAAACUUGAAUGACUCCGAGGCCUAUGAAAUCAUCAAUAAAUUCUACAAGGCGAUCUUUUGUACUGAGAUCCUAGAUUGUGCCCGGGCCGCGCGAGCGUUGCAUGAUACUCUGGAGGAAAUGGCUAAGAGUGAGUUGUCUUUCAGACAAAGAAUCGCCUUUGCACAUUUCGGACUAUAG